Molecule: messenger RNA, 1716 nt
Organism: Silurus meridionalis
Lineage: Eukaryota; Metazoa; Chordata; Actinopteri; Siluriformes; Siluridae
Gene: cd164l2
Product: CD164 sialomucin-like 2
Exons: 6
Coding region: 855-1181 (108 amino acids)
Source: RefSeq, a predicted model, not a curated record
AAAGUAAGAAAUUGUUCUUCUGCAUUAUGUAACAAUCUAAUAUUUCAAAGCUUAGCAGCUUUUUAAGGAUGAAAAAAAAAUGCUUUUCUAUUAACAUUAUAACUUUGAAUGAGACAUUGAAGUCAAUAACUACCUCAAGGUUUUUCUCUGCUGCACAUGAUGUAACUGAAAGGCCAUCCUUACUUACUACCUAAUCAGAAAGUUUUAUUAUAGUAUACAGCUUUGGCCCUAGUAAAAUGUAUUUUCUUGUGUGGAAAUUAAUAGGGGGUGGUUUAUCAGCAUUAAGUUACUAUUGCCUUUUACCUGUUUUUACAUUAUUGAGUAUCUGAGAUCUUUCAUCUGAUUUCAAUGAACCAAACAACUGUUUGUCAUCAACAUAGCACUGGUUAUGGGUGCAUGUGUGUGUAUUCAAAUGUACUCACUGAUUAAUACUGACAAGGAUCAGACAUUGUGGUUGAGAUAUUGAUACAGCUUGACCAGCUGUCUGGUUGCCAAGUAACCAGUCUCACGUUACAGACCUUACAAUCUAUCUUAUUUAGAAUGCAUGAUGUCACACACUCAGUCACACACACUCUUGCUCACACUCCUCUCUGCAUCACAGCUACCAGACUGUCCUGUUCCUCAAGGACACAACUUGGAGGCUGCUUUAACUGGUAUUUUGAUGUGUCAUUUGCCAGCUAAUACACAAUAGAUGCCUUUUUAGAGGUUGUGCUUACUAACUUUGGUUAGGACAUUCUUGAACUCCCUGAGAGUUCUAGUUAAUACAGGCUGCAGUUUUCAAAGUUUCAUGCUUUAGAAAGGUUACAUUUAAAUUUCACAUUUCUCCCUUUAUUGAGUUUAGAGUGGUUGUAAGGAUGAGGUGCGUCACAGUUGUGCUGUGUUGCACUGUGCUGCUAGUGCAGCUGAUGAUGACCAACUCACAAAAUGCAGGUGAAUGUUCUCAGCUGGAUUCAUGUGAUCGAUGCACCACUGGAGACCCUGCCCUCAAUUUGACUAAUUGUGUUUGGAAAAGCUGUGACAAUGAUAAUAACACAAGGUGCAUACCUGUCACUGAAGACUCUGGAGACUGUGCUGUGUACAAUGACACAACCUCCUGCCCAACAGUUAGUGAGAGCUUUGAUGAAAGUGGUUCAGAUGAUUCUUCUUCUGGCUCAGAGCCAGAGUACUCAGGCAUCAUUUGAUCUGUCCAGCUUUAUUGGUGGGAUCAUACUUGUGUUGUCGCUCCAAGCAGGGGCCUUCUUUGCCUUGCGCUUCCUCAAAACAAAAGACAGCACCUAUGAGACCAUUGACCAACCCCAGUGAUGAGGACAAACAGCAAGCAAAUGAUUGACUAAAGAAAACAAACAUGGAAGAAAUAAACAUCAAGAAAUUAGUAAAGCAGAAGAGGCAGCCGAAGAAAAAGUGGCAAGAGUUGGAAGAGCAAUGUGUAGUGCUCUUUUUAAGGCCUUAUAUAUUUGUUUGGGUUUUAGUUUGUUUGAUUUAGUUUUUUAUUUCUAUAUGUUUGCAGAAGUACAUGCUUUAAAAUCCUUAUUGAUCAAACCAUUAUUUUAUAUUAUCUGUCCUAGAUCGUUCUCAGGUCUGUUUUAAUUGAUUUGUCAACUUUUUUUCCUAAUUCUGUUUGUUGGUUUUGUUUGUUGGUGGACAGUUAACGUAAAAUCAUUAAAUCAUCAAUAUAUAUUGUAUAUAAUAAAUAUAUACAGAAUAAAUGAAUAAGGG